AUGCUCGCCUUAGCAGGUGCCCGGGCUGACGCUCUUAAACCACUGGAAGCCAAUAUCCACCCUGCGCCCUGGGCUCACAACACAGCAGCACCCACUGCAACCAGCCACCCCUAUGUACGACAUGCUGCAGAAUUUGCACGACCCCACGCACACGCACACGUACACGCACACACACACGCACAUACACAUGUACACGCACACACACACGCACACACACACGCGCAAGCAUACGUACGCACGCAGGGACAUGCACAACACCUACAUGCAGACGAGCUUUCGGAUGACUCUGGGCGUUCGGCGGAUAUUGUGGAGCUGCCCUCGGACCACGUAAUAAGUGAGCAAGAGACGGAGGACGAUGGUAGCCAUGGCAACCGGUCUGCGGGUACCCAUGGCAACGCUUCUGGGGAAGGUCAGGGCGACCGACGGGGUAGUUUGAAGUUGUCUCCGCUCGACGCGAAGCGUACUCGGUUGCGCAGUGUGAGCUCAUGUAGUGAUCAUAGUAUCAAAAGUCUGAAAGAGAAAGAGAAAGAGAUACAUAACGGACAUGAGUCAUUUGCCGAGAACGCCCUACCAAACUCUCAUCCAAUCCAAAUCCCGGGAUUCGAUGUGGCUCGAACGAUCAGAUCACAACCCAAUACCGACCACCAACCAACCAGAACGCAAAGUUAUGGUACAUCUCCACCAAUCAAAUCGCUAGUAAACGACAACUCACGAUCUAAGAGUUCGCUAGGAAACUAUAUCAAACCCAGUCCAUUGGCCAUUGGCCGUAAUUCUGUACCGGGUGCCAAUACAGGUACAACUGACGGUACAACUAUCGGUACGCACAACGGUGAGGAUGAGAGCACGAAUGACGGUAUGGACAAUGGCACAGAUAGUGAUACGAAUACCAGAACACAGCCUACGCCACCCAUAGCGAUUUCACAUAAGAAGCAGCCGAGUAUUGGUAAGGCGCAGUUCUCGUUCGACGAAGACGUGUUUGGCUCCAGUAUUGAUGAGGACAGGGGUGACAGUUUCCAUGGCAACCAUCCGUCUGCACACCACCCAGACCCGCACGCAUACCUGCAUCACUGUGUGGAGGCACACACGAGCCAAUUCAUAAGUGCACAGAUAUCGGACUCUAUUGACAUGCAUGGGAAUACAUACCAAGCUGCUGCGGUACAUAUGCCCCACUGCAUAGAAGCCCAUUCAGGGUCGUCGAGUGACAGUCCGGACAGUGUGUACAACCUUGAUACAGGCCUGGAAAGGGCACAUACACCCCAGUUUAUGGAUGCACAUGUAUCAACCGACAGCGUGUUUAGAGACGAUGCGGCAAGUGUGGAUGCGGCUUUGGCGUUCUUCGACAACGAUGAUAGGCCGAGUUUCGGUAGAUAUCGGGAACGUCUGAGUACUGCCCAUAGACAGUCUGACGCCGAGAUUGACAUGUGGAUGUCACAGGCGAAGGUGGUCGCCUUGCCAUCAGUUGAACACUUGCCAGAAAAAGUAUCGCGAAAUGCCCCAACACUAAUCCAGACGUCGAAAAAGGCGGGCUCAAUGUCCUCGGAUUAUAUGUCUCAGUGUAGUACAGAUAGCGACAGCCAAGGCUCCAAUGACGAAACGUCUACUAACCUACCGUUCCACAGUGUAAUCGGUUAUAAUCUUUUUCAGACAGACCACACAACGAACACAGCGGGUAGCACACGCACGCACAUACACACAGAGAAUGAGACAUACCCGCUCACAUUGAAAGGGGCAAAUACACACACACAUACCACGGACGAUCUACAGUCAAACGGGGCAUGUGAUAGGCUCACCCAGUCGACUAGAAGCAUCAGUAGCAGUAGUAGUAGUAGCAGUAAUGCGAGCGAUUCGAGCGACAGCACUACGAGCAGCGAGAGUGAGAGUGAGAGUGAGAGUGAAAACGAGAGUGGUGAUCAAUCAAAAAGCUCCGAUAUAGGUGAAAUCCAAUUGGAUCACUCCGAUGAAGAAGUCGUUGGUACGGACAAGGAAGUGCGUCUAAGUGGAGUUGAGCAUAUGGUCUACGAUGAGAGGGGAAGAAUAGAGAAAACUACUGUCGGCGCGACGGAGGGCGAGAGCCAAUCAAAUUUAGUGAAAGAUAAAUCAAUUUUUAGAAUGCUAUUGGUAGACACGGCCGAUAGUGAAGAGACAAGCAGUGACUCCAGCACUGACGGGGAUGAAGGCGAAGUACACAAAGCGAGUGCGACCGAUGACAAAACAACACACCAACAAGCAACCGGUAACCUGAGUAAAUAUGAUGCGGCGAUGAGUACGGAAAUAGAUUUAACUAUCAGCCAAUCACUUGGUCGCACCGGUCCAGAGGAAGGCGGUGCAACUAGGAGCUUUUGUAGAGCCGAAUUGAAAUCCAGCUAUAGCACAACUCCAAAUCGCAGCCAUUCAAAUACUGGUUUUAGUGAAAUAAGUAUGGGCUUGAGCAGCAGCGGAUCAGAAGACAACGACGAGGAUCGCAUAGUACAGGGUGGGUGGAGUAGUUCUGAUAACGAUACCAAUAUCACCGAUACCUAUGGCGGGAAUGCAGGGGAACCGUCGAGUGGCGCCGAAGACAGUGACGACGACGUAGUAUUUAGUGACGCCGUAUCGAUACACACCAGGGGUUACCAUGGUAGCUAUGACGACGGGGGCGAGAGGAGUAUUGGUACCCAUGGAGAUGAUGACCGGAGUGAUACGUCGGAUCUGGAGAUCUUAUUUGCAAAUAUGUCUUCAAAUGUGGAUGUGUUGGCGGAUUUGAAUAUUCCGACGGCAUUGCAACACAAUGAGGAAUCUGUGCCGAACUCUAACAUCAG
This is a messenger RNA of Sphaeroforma arctica JP610, 2798 nucleotides long. RefSeq lists its product as hypothetical. The transcript has 6 exons. Lineage: Eukaryota; Ichthyosporea; Ichthyophonida. The annotation marks the transcript as partial. The record is from RefSeq and is a predicted model, not a curated record.